This is a messenger RNA of Durusdinium trenchii, 3519 nucleotides long. The record is from the annotation of a GenBank genome assembly. NCBI's taxonomy places the organism in Eukaryota, Dinophyceae, Suessiales, Symbiodiniaceae.
CAUCGACUCGGUUUGCUUGGGCCAUAACCCAGUGCAGCCCAUUCAUAGCCCUGUGCGAUGCCGUCAGUGGCGGUGGCCUCACGGUUACUUCACUGGUGGAAGGGGAGCACUGAGGGGCAAGAGCCGCAGCCAGACCGCCCCGCUCGAACUGACGGGGUGACAGCCUUACACAUCGCUGCAGAGAAUGGACAUACGGAAGUGCUCAAAUGCCUGCUGAAGGAGCGGGCAUGCCCCCACAAUGUCACGCACAAGGGACAGAGUGCACUACUGAUGGCAGCCCAGCAGGGCCACCAUGACACAGUAGCAGCGCUUCUAACCGCUGGAGCUGAUGUUGAGGGUGAGCAGCAAAUCUUCGCCUUGCAUGUGGCAGUGGACAGGGGAUACUUGGACGUUGCCCAGUGCUUGCUGAAGGCGAAGGUGAACGUGAAUGCCGCCAAGGACACCGGUGCCACGGCCUUGUUUGCCUCGGCGUCCAAAGGCUACUUGGCCAUUUGUGAAACGCUCCUGGAGCACCGCGCUGCAGCGGAUUUGGCCGAGACGCAUGGGGCUACACCUUUGUACAUUUCGGCACAGAUGGGACACCUUGAUGUGGUCCAGUGUUUGAUUCAAGCAAGGGCCAGCAUUGACAAAGCCAGGAGUCAUGAUGUGACACCCUUGUACAUCGCGGCGCAGAGUGGGCAUGCAGAGGUGGUGGUGACCUUGUUGAUGGGAAAGGCAGCCUUGAAUCACACCACUGACGUUGGGACGUCACCCUUGUACAUUGCAGCGCAAGAGAAUCAUGUGGAAGCAGUGUGUCACCUCCUCGAGGCCCAAGCAGAUGCAGAUCUGUGUGAGGCGGGCGGCGCAAGCGCUUUGCACAUUGCAGCUCAGAAUGGGCAUUUGGAUGUCCUGCAUUUCCUCCUGAAAGCAUCAGCCCAGAUCGACAAAAGGGACAAGCAGGGGGUAACACCCUUGUAUAGUGCAGCUGAGCAUGGCCACUUGGGGAUCGUACGGUUCUUGGUGGAAGCGGCCGCAGGCUUGGGUGAGGCUACCCCGCAAGGGGCGACUCCGUUGCUGGUGGCGGCACGAAGGGGGCACCGAGACAUUUGUGCAUACUUACUUGUCGCGAGGGCCAACUUCGAGAAAUCCCGGGAGGAUGGUGCAACCCCAUUGAGUGUGGCAGCUCAGAAGGGCCACUCUGAUGUGGUGACGUGCCUACUGGAGGUCAGGGCGACCAUGGGGAUGCGAGAGCAGACUCCUCCUCCCCUUUGCUUGGCAGCUCAAAAGGGUCAUCAUGAAGUAGUUCACUGCUUGAUCCAGGCCCAGUGCAAUGUGAAUCAAGCCUCCUUUGGAGUUGCACCUCCGAUCUACAUCGCGGCUGUUGCUGGCCAUGCCGACAUCGUUGUGGCCUUGCUGGAUGCCACCGCACACAUCGAUGCCUGCGAUGCACGGGGCGUGACGGCAUUGCAUGUGGCGGCACAAAAUGGACAGUUUGCAGUGCUCCAGUGCUUGAUCGACGCGGCGGCUGAUCUUCACAGGGCCUGUGACCUCGGACUCACCGGACUGCACUCCGCAGCAGCUGCUGGGCACCUGGAGGUGCUGCGAUGCUUGCUGGCAGCGCUGGGGGAUGUCAACCGUACCGAUUUGCAGGGACAGACGCCUUUGCACUGUGCUGCCGCAUCAGGAAGCCAACGUAUCAUUCAGAGUUUGCUGGACGCUGGCGCCAGCAAGAAUCGAACUACCAACACUGGUGCCAGUGCCUGCUGGUUGGCGGCCUCUGAAGGACAUUUUGGUGUUUUACGUCAUUUGCUGGCAGCUCGUGCAGACUGCAACAUAGCCACAACCGAUGGCACCACGUGUUUGCACAUUGCGGUUGACAAGGGGCAUCUUGAAGUCGUCGAGCACCUCCUGCGGGCGGGCGCAGCCAGAGAUGCAAGAGCCAAUGGUGGCACCCCCUUGGCACUUGCGGUGCGCACGGGACAACAGCAGAUGGUAAGCUGCCUUUUGCGGGCAAAAGCGGAGAAACAGAAAGGUGGUUGGAAAGGAGCGAGCCCGCUGCACAUCGCAGCACAGUACGGCCAUUGCCGCAUUCUCCAGUGUUUGCUUGAGGAGGGAGUUGAGAAGAAUCAGCGAAUGGAAGACGGUUUGACCGGGCUUCACGUGGCGACACAGCACGGCUACCUUCACGUGGUGCACCAGCUGUUGCUCUCAGAGGCGGAUGUCGAUGCAGCUGACCAUGGGGGCUCCACCAGCUUGCAAUGGGCUGCGCAAGAUGGGUCUGCGCAGCUGGUGGCCAGACUGUUGUCUGCGCGAGCCGACACGAACAAAGCCUCCUACGGUGGCCAAUGCCCUUUGCAUGUGGCAGCUGAUGCCGGGCAUCUUCAGGUGGUCCGACAGCUUAUUGAAGGAAAGGCUAACAUCAACAAGGGCUGCACUGCAGGAACAGUUGCCUUACAUGCAGCAGUUGAACGAGGCCACAUUGCGGUUUGUCGUUGUUUACUGGAAAUGAAGGCCUCACACAGCUUGUCAAGGGCUGAUGGGAUGAUGCCUUUAGCAAUUGCAGCGGGCAAUGGAAAUGUGGAGAUGGUGCGAUGCCUCCUCUCCGGGAAAGCGCAGCUUGGGGACGGGCUCGCGCUGCACAUCGCAACCGAUCGGAACCAUUUGGCGGUGGUUCGAUGUUUGUUGGAAAGCUCCAACUCAAGGAGUGCAUUCUUGCACAUUUGGUAUCAGCGCUGCACACGAGUCCUCCAACACUUGGCUGCUCGAUCUUCAGGCCAGGUCAGACACCUUGAAAUGUCACCCAAACCUUCAAGGCUUUCACCCAGUUCACCGGUCUCCAAGAAAGAACUGCAGGCCAAUUCACCUACGGUGCGGAAGGAUUUGGGCUGGAGACUGGCCUCCUUUUUAUCAUCUUUCGAUCUGGUGACACCAUACCAAUGGCACAGAACUUGCGUUGGCCUAUGUUUUCUGUCUAGUUUGGCUUUGGGGGUUGCAUGUGUUGGGCCUGAUUUGCGGGCGAAAUUCAAUGGACAAUCAUCCGGAGAUUGACCACUUAAAUUAAAUGUCAUAAUUCAUGGAAUCAAUGAACCACCAAUGAUAAUAUCGAUCUAAAAAUGAUUAAAAAUGAAACUAUAAAUUAAACAUAUACCGACGGACUGAAAGUUAGAAUGUCCGUUUGGAAAUUUGAACUGACUAAUUUUGAGUCCACGGGUACACGAAAACGCCACAUUCUAUCUGAGGCCUUUUUUAAGCGAAGUAAGAAUGUGAAAAUUCCGUUUCCAUUAAACAUGGAAUGUGCUGUGGUAUAUGCUUCAUUGCUGCCCUUCCGCGCCCUAGAAUGCCUGGCCCAAAGCAGAGAACCGUGCAUAUAAAGUAUAUUAUAUAUAUAUAAUGUCGGAGAGAUUUAAACUCUCUCUAUCUCUCUCUAUGCAGCUGUAUGCAAUAUUAUGUGCGUGUGCGCAAUAUUGUGUGUGAAGGGGGCUCAUCUAUAGCCAUGGAUGGUCCAAUCGGCGACCUGAGGGAUGCUUUGCUCCGAGCUCC